Molecule: messenger RNA, 609 nt
Organism: Penicillium cinerascens
Lineage: Eukaryota; Fungi; Ascomycota; Eurotiomycetes; Eurotiales; Aspergillaceae
Product: zinc finger HIT domain-containing protein
Exons: 2
Coding region: 1-609 (202 amino acids)
Biological process (GO): box C/D snoRNP assembly; snoRNA localization; maturation of LSU-rRNA from tricistronic rRNA transcript (SSU-rRNA, 5.8S rRNA, LSU-rRNA)
Cellular component (GO): nucleus; pre-snoRNP complex
Source: RefSeq, a predicted model, not a curated record
AUGCCCGGUCCUUGCGAAGUAUGUUCUUUGGAACCCUCCAAAUAUCGCUGUCCAACAUGCGCACUUAUGAGCUGCUCUCUCGCUUGCACGCAGUCCCAUAAGAUUUACUGUGCCCCCAAGGCAGCUCCGGCGAACGAAACUCCCGAAAUACCUGCAACAGCCGAUAUCAACCCACCUCUGCAGAAUGGAGAUAGCACUCAAGGAGCGGUGGGUUGCACCGAGAGCAAGCGCGAUCAGAGCUUUCCUGCGUCUAUAGCCGCGUCCCCAGAGCUCAAGGAGCUGCUCCUCCGCCACCCUCAGCUCCGCAGUCAGUUGCACGAGAUAUACCAAGGAACACAGGAAGACCAGUGGGUAGAGUGGUAUACACCGCCAACUCGAGGGCGCGGCCAUGGCCGAGGUGGUAGGGCUUCGACUCGCCGCAGUCGAGGCCCAUGGACAUCCGAGAAAGGGUUCAACCGCGGCCUUGGCAGGGUACGGAAGCUUAGGCAUGAUUGCGAAGAAGGAACGGAGACGGGCAGUAACGCGGAGGCAUUCAUGCAAUUUUUGGCCCUGGUGAACCGCGAACAACACCAACUAGAGCAGCCGGAAAACCAACAGCACGCGACAUAA